ACUUUAGGGAACAAUUCCAUAGUUUGUGUGCAAGCGGUAAGAUUCCAGUAUACAGACAGCGAGUAGCUAUUGUUGGGCCUUUCGGCGUUGGGAAGACUCAUCUUGCCAAGCGUCUCAUCCAAGAGAAAUAUGUUGAAGAAAACGAUGCAAAAACUCCUGGCGUGAAGAUAUACCGCCAUAGAUGUAUUGUCCAAAAGGCUGGUCGAUCUUGUUGGAUUAGAGGAAAAGAUAACCCUGAAGACCAGUUUGUUCAAAACAUGGCAAUUGGAAUACAGAAACCAAAGACAUUCGGUGAUCCAGUAGAAAUGGUUCAAACACCACCAGCAGAGUCCCUUACAGAUGUGAAAGGAGGGAUUUUUAAUGGGAUGGUGACAAAGAGAGCCUCUUCCACUGGUGACAGUAGAUCAUAUACAUCCCCUGACAGAGCAGCAGCUGCUAACCCUGACGACGGUGGAUCACAUGCCUCUCCUGUCCGAACAGUAGAGAGAGACUAUAUCAAGAAUAUUGAUCCGGAUCUACUGGAUAAAAUAGAAAAACUGGCCCGAGGACAACCUGUUGAGCCUGAGAAACAGGUUACAAUUUGGGAUUUUGGAGGUCAAGAUGUCUACUACACCACGCACCAAACAUUCCUAUCAGAGCAUAUCAUCUACUUGUUAGUCUUCCGGCUUGACGUAGACCUCGAUAGAAAAAUCCCCGUAUACAGAGGACAAAAGACAGUGAAGGAGUUUAUUAUGUUUUGGUUGAACUCUAUCCAUAUGCACACAGUUGAACGAUUGAGGGAAGAAGACAGGGAUGUCAUUCCAUACGUCUUGAUUAUUGGAACUCAUAAGGACAGGUUAGGCUCACAGGUUGACGUUAAAGACAUAUUUGGUAAACUCAGCAAGUGUCUUGACGACAAGCAGGUACUAAAGGACCACGUCUACCAGUAUUUUGCCAUAAACAACUUGGCCGAAGAUGAUGCGGAGUUUGAUAAAAUAAAAAGAGUGAUCGAAAAACUGUGUGGCUAUAGCAGCGACAGUAAGGCUACCGUUCAAAAGUUUUCAGUGGGUUGGAUUCAGCUGGAAAUGGAUUUGGCAAAGAAGAGUGAAGAAAUUCCUAUUAUAACUGUUGAAGAACUGUGUAAAAUGGCGCAAAGGGUAGGACUCUCUGACGGAGAAUUACAAGACAGUUUCAUUCCUUACCAUCACCAACAAGGAGACAUCCUACACUUCAAAGUAGAUGGACUGGAAAAUAUCGUCAUAAUAGAUCCACUUUGGUUAGCAGAUGUGUUUUCUGCCAUCAUGACCCCGACCAGCAGCCACCCCGGGUGCAGUUAUGGUGAUAUCCUGAAGGAUGAGCUUAAAAGAGGAGUACUAAAGGAGGAGGUGUUUGAUGAAUAUCUGAAAGAAAUUAAGAUGACCGAAAACAAGACUGAAAUCAUUCAACUAAUGCUGCAUUUCGACUUGAUGUUAGAAAUAUCCCAAUCAGUUGAAAACCCAAUCCCAGGGUCUGGAAAGAGAAGAUUUGUCGUGCCUAGUAUGCUGGUAUCGAAUAACAAUGCAAACAACGCGUUAUCUGAGUCGGAUCCACAAAAAUAUUUGCUUAUUGCAUUCCCUCAUAUUCCAUUUCCUACCGGGUUGUUUCAUCGUCUGAUCAUCCGUCUUCUAAGGAAGUAUAAAGCUCAGCGAUAUGAAAAUAACAUCCCAGUUGUCGGGUUUGACCGCGCCUCCUUCCGUCUGGAAGACAAACAGUCGGUGCUCCAUCUCGUUGUUGAAGAUAAGGUCAUAAAGCUGUUGAUUACUAACGCUACUGGAAACCCGCCGAAGCCUCACAUGUACGCAAACACACGGAAGACAGUAGAAGACGAGUUGUCAACUCUUCGGAACACAUACUGCCCCAGAAUGCAUUUUGUCUACUGUAUCCGGAUAAAAGAUGACGGGCCAAAUAUCCAAAUACAAGCACAGGAUGUACAAACAAGGGAGGUCAUCUGUGCAUGUUUGGAGACCUCUGAAGUAUCGAUUGAUUUGAGACCAUACCGUGUUUGGUUUUCACACGAAGAGAAAGAGCAACGUAGGCCCCAAAGCAUGGAAGAAGAUGACCUGUUCCGGGACAAGGCAUUCGACGACAAACAGGUCUACAGAAACUAUACAGAGUGGAGGGGGAAAGCUGUGAUCAUCAAUAACAUCAGCUUUGAUAAUAGAUAUUACCCUGAUAGAGACGGGACAGAGGUGGAUGUUGAGCGUUUAGAAAUUUUAUUCAAGCAGUUACAUUACUUGGUGUCCAAGCAUGACAACCUGUCUGCUGGGAGUAUAAAUCAACUAGCUGAACGUGAGGCAAGAAGUGAUCACAGUGCUUACUCAUCCUUCAUCAUGGUGGUCCUGAGCCAUGGUUCGGAGAACACGGUGAUAGGCACUGACGGUUAUCACAUAGGAUACGACCAAAUAAUGGCACAUUUUGAGGCCUCCAGGUGCCCGACACUGAGCGGCAAACCCAAGAUGUUCUUCAUUUCUGCUUGUCAGAGUAGUCCCGUUGAAAAUGCAGCAGUUCUAGACACAAAACCCAAGCAAGCGACAGCAAAACAGCAAGAAACACCUCAAACUCCAGAGAAAGCCGACAUGAUAUUAGUAUUAGCAACCACUAGAGGUGACAGGUCCUGGCGAACUCCCGCAAAUGGUACGUGGUUUAUUCAGAAUCUGGUAACAGAGCUGUCGGAAAGAGCACGUGAAACCCAUCUGCUUGACAUACUGACACAGGUGAACCAGAGUGUGUCUCAAAUGACAACACAAGAAGGCUGCCGACAGGUGUCAACCAUAGCGAUGUGCACAUUAAGGAAGCACGUGUAUUUCUGGCCAGGAUACUAUUGUGAAAACGGAGAAAUCAAGCAGUACCCUCAGUAAAAACAAUGUAUAUUGCACUGUUGGAUGAAAUGGUUCACUAAACACAAACAACCACUGUCACUUUUACUUAAAAACACUUUUUUUUAAUUUUUUGAUAAAGUUAGUUACAGUAUUGAUCAAGAAAA
Messenger RNA from Lingula anatina, 3001 nucleotides. RefSeq lists its product as uncharacterized. The record is from RefSeq and is a predicted model, not a curated record. Lineage: Eukaryota; Metazoa; Brachiopoda; Lingulata; Lingulida; Lingulidae.